This is a messenger RNA of Pieris macdunnoughi, 846 nucleotides long. NCBI's taxonomy places the organism in Eukaryota, Metazoa, Arthropoda, Insecta, Lepidoptera, Pieridae. The record is from the annotation of a GenBank genome assembly.
AUGGAUACAGAAGAAAACAAAGAUAAACUUAUUCGAUGCCUUAAUGAGCAAGUCAACGAAAUAAAUUUACUGCAAUCUAUGUACCCUGAAAAAAAUGAAUUGAUUUUCUAUGAUGCAACAGUGCUCCAAGAAAUAGAAAAUUUUUUGGCAACAUCAACAGAUUUUGUACCAAGGUACAUUGACUUUAUAAUAAAUUUACAAAUUACUAAUACUAAACUUGAAAUAUCUAUAUGUCUUCCAUCAUUUUACCCAGAUACGCAACCUAAUAUUUAUAUUAGAAGCAAUCAACUUAAUCGUCAGCAAGAAAGUAGCUUAAACAUUGAGUUUAAUAAUUUUAUGACUAAAAGUUUUACUGGAGAAGUGUGUAUUUACACAGGUAUUUUGUGGCUACUUGAAAAUAUAGAAAAAUAUUGUGAACCACCAGCAACAUUUCCUGUAAAUGUCAACAAAAGUAAUGAAGAACCAGUGAAGUAUACAAGAUACUGGAUAUAUUCACAUCAUAUCUACAAUAAAGAAAAAAAAGAAAUGAUAGUUAAAACAGCAAAAAAAUACAAUUUAAAUGGAUUUUGUUGUACAGGGAAACCUGGAAUUAUAUGCAUAGAAGGCAAUGAAACAACAUGCAUUGAAUGGUGGAAAAUUAUUAAGGCUUUGCACUGGAAGAAAAUAGUAAUAAGAAAAAUUGAAGAGUUAUCAAAUUCAGACUUUAACUCAAUUGAUAAUAGGUUUAAAAAUUUUACACUUAUAGAGUUUUCUAAUCAUUCCAUGUCACAACUUUGCCAAACUUUGGAGGAAGUUUCGCUACAGAAUACAUUGAGAGAAAUACUUGGAUUUUCAAAUGUCACAUGA